Messenger RNA from Brienomyrus brachyistius, 1358 nucleotides. Its product is annotated as E3 ubiquitin-protein ligase SIAH2-like. The transcript has 2 exons. The coding region runs from base 334 to 1239 and encodes 301 amino acids. Gene Ontology annotation, cellular component: cytoplasm. The record is from RefSeq and is a predicted model, not a curated record. Gene Ontology annotation, molecular function: ubiquitin conjugating enzyme binding; ubiquitin protein ligase activity; zinc ion binding. NCBI's taxonomy places the organism in Eukaryota, Metazoa, Chordata, Actinopteri, Osteoglossiformes, Mormyridae. Gene Ontology annotation, biological process: multicellular organism development; proteasome-mediated ubiquitin-dependent protein catabolic process.
AGCGAAGCAGUGUGUGGAAUAAGACGCCGCUGUGUGUGCGCUGCGCUGCGUGUCAUGUGUGUAAAUGAGGGGCGGAUUACAGCGGUUGCUCUGAGCGCAGACAACGGAUCAGCACCUUUUAUUGGCGGCGGGCUGUGAAAGGGAGCGGGCAAUGCUGUGGGACACUGCGGCGUUUUAAGGAGGCCACAUCCCGGAGGGGUUCAGGGCCGAUCGUGCCUGAACCGGCGGCUCGGAGAAGCCAGCCGGCUGGUGCGCUCCCUGCGACAUAACUAUGUGCGAGAAGAACGCCGCUGUCAUCUGGAGGAACCGCUGCUGCCGACUGACCGGGCGGCGAUGAGCCGGCCAUCCUCUACCGGCCCCGGCGCCGUUAAGACCGGCGCCAAAACGCAGCACGGUGCUCCCACAGCCCCCGGACCGGCCUCGGUGCGGCCCUGCGCUGCUCUCCCCGCAGCGGCAGCUGUCAGCCCCGCGCAGCACCAAGAGCUCACCUCCCUGUUCGAGUGCCCGGUGUGCUUCGACUACGUCUUGCCUCCGAUCCUGCAGUGCCAGGCGGGGCAUCUGGUUUGCGGCCAAUGCCGGCAGAAGGUAACCUGCUGCCCGACGUGCAGGGGCACGCUCACCCCGAGCAUCCGGAACCUGGCCAUGGAGAAGGUGGCUUCUACGCUGCUGUUUCCCUGCAAGUUUGCCUCCACCGGAUGUGUGCUGACACUCCCCCACACGGAGAAGCCCGGGCACGAGGAGCUGUGCGAGUUCCGGCCCUAUUCCUGCCCCUGCCCCGGAGCAUCCUGCAAGUGGCAGGGCUCGCUGGACGCCGUCAUGCCCCACCUGAUGCACCAGCACAAGUCCAUCACCACGCUGCAGGGCGAGGACAUCGUCUUCCUGGCCACGGACAUCAACCUGCCGGGCGCCGUGGACUGGGUCAUGAUGCAGUCCUGCUUUGGACGCCACUUCAUGCUGGUUCUGGAGAAGCAGGAGCGCUACGAGGGCCAUCAGCAGUUCUUCGCCGUCGUGCUGCUGAUCGGCACCCGCAAGCAGGCCGAGGGCUUCGCCUACCGUCUCGAGCUAAACGGGCACCGGCGGCGGCUCACCUGGGAGGCCACGCCCCACUCCAUCCACGACGGCGUGGCCUCCGCCAUCAUGAACAGCGACUGCCUGGUGUUCGACACGGCCGUCGCCCAUCUGUUCGCGGACAACGGCAACCUGGGCAUUAACGUCACUGUCUCCGCCUGCUGCCCCUGAGGAGCCUGUCCGGUUCGGCCCCCUGAUCCCAAGUUCCUUCUACCAGCACAUGUUUUGUACCGUGAAUGACAAGUUUCCAUCCGUUAAUUUGCCAUAAAUAAAUAUUUUAUUGACAAUCA